Colossoma macropomum (tambaqui) is the source of this 3414-nucleotide messenger RNA. RefSeq names its product glutamate receptor, ionotropic, N-methyl-D-aspartate 3Ba (gene grin3ba). Gene Ontology annotation, cellular component: plasma membrane; postsynaptic membrane. Gene Ontology annotation, molecular function: transmitter-gated monoatomic ion channel activity involved in regulation of postsynaptic membrane potential; NMDA glutamate receptor activity. Gene Ontology annotation, biological process: monoatomic ion transport; modulation of chemical synaptic transmission; ionotropic glutamate receptor signaling pathway. NCBI's taxonomy places the organism in Eukaryota, Metazoa, Chordata, Actinopteri, Characiformes, Serrasalmidae. The record is from RefSeq and is a predicted model, not a curated record. Bases 1 to 3414 code for a protein of 1137 amino acids. The transcript is spliced from 10 exons.
AUGAACUUGUCUUUCUCCAGUUCCUUCCUCUUCUGUUCCUCCCUCUCUCUUCUCUUCCUCCUCUUCCUCCUGGCGCCUCGGUGCCAGACGCACCCGGAGCCGUGCCACCUGCUGGCAAGAAUCGGGCACACGUUGCGCCUGGGCGCUCUGCUGCCCACCCGCCAGCCCGCCCGCGUCCAGGCGGCGCUCGGCCGGGCCCUGCUGCACCUGCAGCACGCGCACUCCACCCUGCUGCCUUACAACCUGAGCGUGGAGGUGGUGUGGGGGGGUCCGCGGAGAGCGGGAGACCCUGAGACGGCGCUCAGGUGCGUGUGUGAGGAGCUGGUGGUGAACGGCGUGUCGGCUGUGCUGGCGUUCCCACAGAGCCGCGACGAGCUCCUGCAGGUGGAGUUCAUGGCCACGUUUCUGGAGAUUCCCUUCAUCAGCAUCAUCGAGCAGGGAGAGCCAAUCAGGACGCAGAACCGUUUCCACCUGCAGAUGACUACACGGGUUCCCCCGUCCGGCCUGGCGGAGCUGCUGCUGGCAGUGUUGGUGAGGGAGGGGUGGCAGGGGGGCGCUGCUGUCCUCUGCCCCGGUUCUGAGGAUUCUGGGAUAUUAGAGCACCUCCAGCACCAGGGCAGGAUCGGCCUGGAAGGGGCACAUUGGCACCUUUGGGAAACACUUAAUCUCUCCCACCGACAGAGGGCAGCAGAGAGCCGAGAAGAAGAGGACAAUGGGGAAGAAGAGGUGACCGAGCUCCUCUCCCAACUCUUGAGCCGGACCCCCUCCGCGCUGGCCUCCAGCGUCCUCCUGUUCGGCUCUGACCCAGAGUGCGUGGCCACCGUCCUGCGGGGGGCGUCCCAGCUCAGCCUGACCCUUCACCCCACGCACUGGAUCAUGGGGUUCCCCCUCAGUCUGGACGCUCUGCACUCCAUAGGCUCCCCACUGGGCCUGCUGGCCUAUGGAGAGGUCAACCGCAAACCGCUCAACUUCUACAUCCGCGACGCACUGCAGCUGAUCGGCCGAGCCGUGUUCACCGCCACGGCGAUCAGACCCGACCUGGCGCUCAUCCAGAACGUGGUCAACUGCCUUGAUAAGCCCAAUAAACAUGAGGUUCCCUCGUCCGGACAGUACCUGGCCAGAUUCCUGUCCAAUAUGUCAUUUGAUGGUCUAACAGGCCAAAUUCAGGUUCAGCAUUGGCACUCCAGAGUCCUAACCACCCAGCGCUUCCACAUAUGGAGCCUGCAGAGGGAUGCUAUGGGUCAACCAAGUUGGGUGACCGUGGCUGGCUAUCAGGCUGGCCGCCUGGAAGUGGAAGAACAGGGCCUUUGGCCCGGAGUGACCCAGCGUGUGUCAGAUGAAAGCCCCGGAAUCCAUCCUGGAGGCCGCUGGCAGCCUGGACUCCCGGUGGCUGGCAGCAGACUUCGCGUUGUGACCUUAGUGGAGCAUCCAUUUGUUUUUACGAGAGAAGUGGAUGAUGACGGUCAAUGUCCAGCUGGCCAGCUGUGCUUGGACCCUCAUACCAACAGCUCGGAUGUUCUAAACCACCUUUUUAGGGAGCUGGAGCAAGCAAAUAGCAGCAGCAGUAGCAACUCCAUCCCUUCUGAGAUUCGCAAGUGUUGCUACGGCUACUGUAUAGACCUUCUGGAGAAGCUAGCGGAGGACAUGCAGUUUGAGUUUGACCUCUAUAUCGUAGGUGACGGUAAAUAUGGAGCGUGGAAAGGGGGCAGAUGGACCGGGCUGGUGGGGGACUUGCUCAGCGGAGCGGCCGACAUGGCCGUCACAAGCUUUAGCAUCAACUCAGCACGUAGCAAAGUCAUUGACUUCACCAGCCCGUUCUUCUCCACCAGCCUGGGCAUUCUGGUGCGAAGUAAAGACACAGCCGCCCCGAUUGGGGCCUUCAUGUGGCCUCUGCACUGGUCAAUGUGGGUUGGGAUCUUUGUGGCGCUUCAUAUAACGGCCCUUUUCCUCACGCUGUAUGAGUGGAACAGUCCCUUUGGCAUGACGCCACAUGGACGAAACCGUGUCCGGGUCUUUUCCUACUCGUCCGCGCUCAACCUCUGCUACGCCAUCCUGUUUGGCCGGACAGUGGCCAGCAAAACGCCAAAGUGCUGGACAGGACGCUUUCUGAUGAACCUUUGGGCUAUUUUCUGUCUGCUGGUUCUGUCCAGCUACACGGCUAACUUAGCAGCGGUCAUGGUGGGAGAAAAAACCUUUGAAGAGGUUUCAGGGAUUCAUGAUGCAAAGCUCCACCACCCGUCUCUGGGGUUCCGCUUCGGGACGGUUCGGGAGAGCAGCGCUGAGGAUUACAUGAAGAAAAGCUUCCCUGAGAUGCACGAGUACAUGAGACGCUUCAACAAACCCACCACGCCAGAAGGGGUCGCCACUCUCAAGACAGAUCCGGCUCAGUUGGACGCCUUCAUCAUGGACAAAGCCCUGCUGGACUACGAGGUGUCCAUAGAUGCCGACUGCAAGCUGCUGACCGUGGGCAAGCCCUUCGCUAUCGAAGGUUAUGGGAUCGGUCUGCCCCAGAACUCUCCUCUGACCCGUAAUGUGUCCGAGUACGUUAGCCGCUAUAAGUCUGAUGGCUACAUGGACAUGCUGCACGACAAGUGGUACAAAGUGGUCCCAUGUGGGAAGAGGGUCUUCGCCGUGACAGAGACUCUGCAGAUGGGUAUCCAGCAUUUCUCCGGGCUGUUCGUGCUGCUGUGUGUGGGCGUGGCCGGGGCGUUACUCUCCCUGCUGGGUGAACACGCCUUCUACCGCUUCAUACUGCCUCACCUGCGCCACCAGCACAGGCUCAGGUACUGGCUCCACACCAGCCAGAAGAUCCAUCGGGCCUUAAACAUGGUGUGUGAUGAGGACAGUAAAGCAGAGGCAGCUAUUACAGACAGAAGCCCCUCUUUGUGUCUGUCAGAAAACUGUAACCUCCACCGCGUUCGCACUGCUGUGCCCUCCAUCUCCACCUCCAGCAACUACAGCUCUGCUCCGAGGUGGAACAACGAGAGCACCAAGGCUGAGCUUAAGGAUGCCAACCAUAAGCGUGUCCACUUCAACCUGGAGACCCUAAACAGUUACCGGCUGGACCAGGGCAGGAGGGGUUUGGUGGGCAGCCCCCCGACCCAGCUGUGUGCCAACGGUGGUCCCACUCCCGGACUCAGCCUGGUUCUCUCCCCACCAUCUGGAGCCUCUGGACGCCCCUCCUCUCCUUGGGAGCUAGAGCUCCAAGAGCUCCAGGUGAGGAUCGAGGAGUUUCGUGGCCAGCUCAGGGCCGCCCUGGCCAGGAGAGCAGAGCUCCAGAGGACUCUGGAGAAAGAGAGACAGAGCAGGACAGAGGGUCAGAACCGGGGGAUUUCAAACACCAUCCCUGCUGGACUCUCUAACUCGUCCACUGCCUCCAAUGUGGCAGCCAAAGACAUCAACAAGAGGAGAUGA